Molecule: messenger RNA, 1217 nt
Organism: Saccostrea cuccullata (small rock oyster)
Lineage: Eukaryota; Metazoa; Mollusca; Bivalvia; Ostreida; Ostreidae
Product: angiopoietin-1-like
Exons: 10
Coding region: 42-1178 (378 amino acids)
Source: RefSeq, a predicted model, not a curated record
UCUGCUUUACAGAACAACAUAUAAACAUCAAUGGGCAGGUUAUGUAUCACACAGGCUGCUAUUCACAAUCUGUGUGCAAUUUAAGACGUAGAAGUGUCGAGGACUUCAGCAAUCAAAACAUAACAAUCGCCACAUCAAACAUAACCCGGUGUGUUGAAUGUUGCUCUUACGAUGCAUGCAACGUCAUUGGAUGUGGGUCACCUGGAUAUCCAGAUAAUCGUGGUCCUUUGUGCUUUAGCUGUAACCAGGAGUUAAAUCCACUUUUGUGUCCAUCAGUCAGAGUUUGUAACAAGGACCAGGUCUGCAAAAUAGAAGAGCGGAUUGAAUUUGACGAACGUGUUUUUACGUCUGGUUGUGUAAAUAAUCAGACUUGUCGUACAUCUGUUGUAGACGUGUUUGGUAAAAGGUCCUUAGCAGGAUGUCCGAAAUGUUGUAGUACAGACCUUUGCAAUGAUGCAUGUGGAGUGUCAUCUAAUUUUAAUUUCCAAGUAACACCUCCACCAACGUUUACCCCUGAUAUUACAGAAUCCACAAAUACGACGGGAGACUACUGGUACACAGACUGCUAUGAGGCAUAUCACAGCGGGCAUACUGUAUCUGGUGUAUACACCAUCUAUCCCUGGGGACGAUUAGGAAAAUCUUUACAGGUGCUCUGUGACAUGGAUAUACCACCCGGUGGAUGGACGGUUUUCCAAAAGAGAUUCGAUGGCUCUGUUAUUUUUGACCGGCACUGGGAUGACUAUAAGAAUGGAUUCGGAACUGUUAAAUCAGAAUACUGGUUGGGAAAUGAAGCCAUAUAUGAAUUGACAAGGUCUGAGCAAACGCGACUUCACGUUUCACUUACCCUUAAAAAUGGCACCGAAUACAAUCUUCUUUAUAACUACUUUUACAUUGGCAAUGAAACUACUAGAUUAAGACUUUAUCUGCUUGGACCUGUGUUAGGAAAUGGGGUACAAGGAUUCUUAAGACAAAGUGGAGAGAUUUUCGCAACACCAGACACUAGCUCCUUGGCUAAGACCAAUAAUGGCGGAUGGUGGUUUAGUCCACCCUAUUAUCAUAAUAUGCUUUAUUUUAAUGGAGAUUAUGGCAUGCCUACUUGGAUUUAUCCCUGGUAUGGAUUAGCAGAUACCGGAGAAACAGUUUUAAAAACUAAGAUGAUGUUAAACAGACGACAUUAAAUAAAACAUUAUAGUGGCUAAAAAAUCUACGCUUUUAUU